GGCAGCCACAACCAGUGGAGCCGCCAGGGCAGCGCGGAGGAGGACCGGCAGGCCAGCGCGCCGAGCCCCCCCCUCCAGCAGGCGCCCAGCGAGGCGAGGCCAUGGAGACGGUGCCGGAGGACUUCGUGCCCGCGCCUCCAGGCCAAGCUGGAGGACACCCCUCCGCGACAGCCAGACGGUCCUGCCCAGUCGCCCGAGCUGGCGGCGCCGCUGGAGGCGCCCGCGGGCCCCGAGGCGGCGGCGCAGCAGAGCGCGCCCGCUCCAUCGCGCGAGCCCGCGGAGCAGGCUCCCGCGGACCUCCCCCGCGAGGCCCCCGAGGAGGGCCCCAACGACGCGGCCUCCUGCGCAGAGGAGUCCGACGAGGAUACACUUUCCGACGAGGAGUACCUAACCUACACAACAUCGGUCGGCGAGGUGCCCCGCGCCCGCGUGCUGCAGAUGGAGCGCGACGACGGGACGGCAUCGGCGCCCGUGGACAAGAGGCCGAGCCUCGUCUUGGGCGGCCUCAGCGCGUCCCUGCUGAAGCGGCGCGGCUUGGAGCUGGGGCUGUCGGACGAUUGGCGGCGCUCCAAGCUGGAGGAGAAGAACGCCCGCCCCGAGGGCCCCAAGAUCAUCACCGCGGCGGUGCUCCCGACGGAGUCCUCGGUCUCCAGCAGGCGCCUGCGGCUCCAGCAGCCCAUGCCAGGAGCGUUCCCUCACCACCGCACCGUGAUAUUCAUGGACUGGGACGACACGUUGUGCCCCACGACUUGGAUCAGGAACCUCCUGAAGGAGCACCUGUCCGAGCAGUGGGAGUGGGCAGAGGGCGAGUUCGGCUUCGACGACUUCGACUGGAAGGACAGGAUCCCAGCCUGGUUCAACCAGCCUCUGCCAGACCUCCCCCACAUUCACGACUCCAUCGCAGAGCUGCAGCUGGCAGUGAUCGACCUCAUCAAGGUGGCACAGACGUAUGGGGUGGUCUGCAUCGUCACCAACGCCGUGGACGGGUGGGUGCUCAAGACGUGCAAGAAGUGGCUGCCGAAGCUGAAGCAGUACAUCAACGGCCACGGGGCCAUCCCUCCGAUCGCGGUCCUCUACGGCCAGCAGGAGUACCUGCACCGCAAGCCGCACCCCGCCAGCCCCGCCGCGUCCCUCCCCUUCGUGGACAGCCAGGGGGAGCUCAUGCUGUGGAAGCUGGAGGCCUUUGCAAAGGGCCUGGAGCACACGUCUGAGCUGUACCGCACCGCCGAGCUGUACUCACCGACUGGGCACGGGCGCUUGAAAGGCGGCCGCCUCUUCGGGAUGCCGCGGAGCCCCAAGAAGACCCGCCGGGCGUCCUCGGCCGCGAAGCUGGAGUGCGGCCAUCAGCUGUGCGGCCACUCGGUCACGUGGGUCGCCGACCGCGGCGAGAAGGACGUGGUGAGCGUAGUGUCCAUCGGGGACAGCGAGGCGGAGAUGCAGGCGGGGCAGCUCGCGGUCAUGGCGCUCAACUCCGCGCAGAAGUGGUCGCGGAGGAGGGCACGGGCGCAGAGCGCCCCGCCGGACAGGCAGUCUGGGCAUCCGUGGAUCAAGAACGUGAAGCUCGAGGAGAGGCCCACCGUGGAGCAGAUGAUCGACCAGCUGCGGCGGCUCCGCGACGCACUCCCGGGCAUCGUGGCGGCCCGCUCCCACAUGCGGCUCGAGCCUCCGGACAUCGGCGCAGGCCCGCCGGGCCCCCAGGGCGCUGCCGCCUCUGCGGGGUGCGGCGCCCGGCUGCGCUGGUGCGAGCAGCUGCCCACGCAGAUCGACCAGUUCGCCAGGGAACGGGUUCGACGGAGGAUUGGUUCGCCAGAAGACUGCAUCGACGGGAACCAGUUCGACGGGAACAGGUUCGCCAGACCCGGUUCGACGGACCCGAUUCGCCGGACCCGGUUCGCCAGGCUUGGUUCGCCCGACCUGGUUCGACAGACCCGGUUCGACAGACACAGUCGACAGACCUGGGAAUGGGUCUUGUCUGCCGACAAGGAUGUGAUCCAGCAUCAUCUGCUCAGCUCGCUGCUGGCAGAGGACAAGCCCAAGCCGGCCGACGAGUACCACAGAACCCUGAGAGAGGACAGGCCCCCCCCGGUCGACGCCCGCAGCCUGGCCGCCCGUCUCCUGGGGGAGCCCGCGGAGCCCGCGCCCGCGGCUGCCGGGGGGCCCUGCCCCGAGGGAGGAGGCCCGAGUCGCGAGGAGCCAGAGGUGCACGCUCUGCAGGGGUCCAGCGUGGACGCGGCGCGCACAGCAGACGCCUCUGCGAAUGGAGGCGUGGCCUGGAGCUGCUCCGCAAGAGCAGACCUUGCAGAUGACGAGGGCGCGGGCGGCCGCGUCGGCCCCGUGCUGGGCGGCGGCGAGGUUAUCGUGGCGGUGGAGACCACGAGGCACUUCCAGAGAGGGGCCGAGCUGCCCCCGGACAUCGAGGUGGAGUGGCAUGGGGAGCUGGGCCUGCACGCGGUCGCGGGCGUGGCGGAGGAGAAGAUCUUCGUUCGAAGGGCCCCGAGGUCGGACCUGCCGCGCUGCGCCUCGGGGGCGAACGCCGCCGACGCUCCCGGAGACGCGUGCCCGCGGCCCGCCGGCGCGCCCGACCGGGCCGGCAGCGGGCCCGCCGGGGCCGGCGGCGCAGGCGCCGCGGGGCGAGGGGCGCCCCACGCGGGCGCGACCUGCCACCUGCAAGAGGCGCUGGACGACUACAGGGCGAGGGCGUUGCUGGACAGGCUGCUGGCUGGCAGCGCGUCAGGGUCGACCGACGGAUGCAGCGAGGCCCGCGCCGCGGGCCCGCCGGGCCCGGCGGCGGGCGAGGCGGGGCCCCUGGCGCCCGGGUCCUGGGGGGCGCCCGGCGGCGGGCGCCCGGAGGCGCAAUUGGGCGGCCCAGGCGAGCUCGCCUGCUGGUGGCCCGUGCUGGCGCUUGCGGCCAGCGAGAUGGCGCUCGCCGCCCAGCAUCACCACAUCCAGAGCAUCUGCGCGGGGGCGUGCAGCUACGUCGCUCAGGCCUUCUCCAAGAUCCGGGCGCAGAGGUGGGAGUCCCUCGCCCGCAUGCUGCUGCGGAGGUCCUCGGAGGCGGGCAGAAAGGUUCCUUCCUCGCUCCUUGCUCCGCCGGGCGCAGGUACUUCCAUCUUCCUCUUCGACAGGCGACUCGGCGACGCGGAGACGGGCGCCGCGGCCCGCGCCCCAGGGGCGGCGCGCGCGGCGCUGGGCGACGACGAGGCCGUUGGCCGCCUGGUCGGCGGAGGCGGGCACGCGGCGCUGGGCGCGAUCGGCUGGGCCGUGGCGCUUGUCGCCAGCCUGGCGGAACGGAUGUGGGAGAGCGGGGGCAGGAGAGCCGGUGCGCGCGCCCAGUUUGAGCAGCAGCGGCUGCUUGGAGUGGGCAGUGAGGCCGCGCGCGAGGGCCGUGGCCAGCUCGGAGCGAUGGCCCAGAAGUACCGGGACCGCAUCGCCGCGAGCAGCGGCAUCAGCUGCAGCAGGGCCUUCGAGUCGGACUUCGGGAAGCGCAUCCUCAUGAAGUACGGCUGGAAGGAGGGCGAGGGCCUCGGGCGGCGGAAGCACGGGCGCACGGACUGCUUGCAGGCGAAGCGCCGCGAGCAGAAGGCGGGCCUGGGGGCCGAGAAGCGGAAGGUGACGGAGGAGCUCUGGGACAACUGGUGGGCCGACUGCUUCAACAGCGUUGCCAGGAACAUCUCCGUGAACUCCUCCAGCGACGACGGCACAGGGACCAAGGCUUCGGCUGAAGCCUCCGCGCCGGCGGCAGCGGCGAGGAGCCAGCCGGGCCGCGCAUCACCGCGGUGA
Messenger RNA from Prorocentrum cordatum, 3780 nucleotides. The record is from the annotation of a GenBank genome assembly. Lineage: Eukaryota; Dinophyceae; Prorocentrales; Prorocentraceae.